This is a messenger RNA of Raphanus sativus (radish), 1620 nucleotides long. Its product is annotated as chromo domain-containing protein LHP1. Gene Ontology annotation, cellular component: nucleus. The coding region runs from base 168 to 1406 and encodes 412 amino acids. NCBI's taxonomy places the organism in Eukaryota, Viridiplantae, Streptophyta, Magnoliopsida, Brassicales, Brassicaceae. Gene Ontology annotation, biological process: heterochromatin formation. The transcript is spliced from 6 exons. The record is from RefSeq and is a predicted model, not a curated record.
GGUCAUGUCCUUUUGCUGCAAACUUGUCCAGAAAAAAAACUUCAGAAAUUUGGGAAAGUUUCAAUCUUUCCCCUUUUUUCCUCCCAACAUCCGUUGAUUUUCCACAAGAAGAAACGCGAUUAACAGAUUAGCCUCAUUUAUCUUUGAGCUCCAACACUCAAGAACAAAUGAAAGGGGCAAGUGUCAAGAAGAAAACCCAUGUGGUGUAUCACGCUGGUGAGGCGGAAACAGUCGGAGGAAGCGGGAAAAGAAGUGGAGGAGACGGUGGGUUUGGCAGUGAAGAAGAAGAUGGAGCGUCGAUUCUUGGCGAGAUGGCUGAUGAUAUGCGUACGGAGUAUGGGGAAGAAGAAGAAGAAGAAGAAGAAGAAGAAGAAGAAGAGGAAGACGACCAAGAAGAUGAGGACGAAGAAGAAGAAGAAGAAGGAGAAGCUAAAGAGGAGAGGUCAAAGCUAGAUGAAGGGUACUUCGAAAUCGAAGCUAUUCACCGUAAGAGAGUUAGAAAAGGGAAAGUGCAAUAUCUAAUUAAAUGGCGUGGAUGGCCUGAAACCGCCAACACAUGGGAGCCUCUAGAGAAUCUACAGUCUAUUGCUGAUGUUAUUGAUUCAUUUGAAGGAAGUUUGAAACCAGGGAAGCCUGGUAGGAAGAAGAAGCGCAAAUACGCAGGUCCUAAUUCUCAGCUGAAGAAGAAGCAGCAGCGUUUAGGUUAUGAUGAUGCUGAGAAGUCUGACUCUUCUACAUCUCUUAACAACUCUAGCCUCCCUGGUAUUCGCGGUCCACUGGAUCUCAGCGGUUAUGUAGCCACCACCAACCAAGUUGAAGCUAAUAGCGGGAGUGUUGGUAUGUUGAGGCAAGUUAGUUUGGCUGAAGUGGAGAAAGAAUACGAUCCAACACUUAACGAGCUAAGGGGACCGGGCAUUGGUUCUGAAGGUGAUAAUGUAAGAGCAAAUGGGUUUCUCAAGGUUUAUCCCAAGGAGUUUGAUAAGGACAGUCGUUUCAUAGGUGCUAAACGGAGGAAGUCUGGUUCUGUGAGAAGAUUCAAACAAGACGGAACCGCUAGUAACAACAACAACAACCACACAAAAGCUACUACACCAGAUCAGAACCAGACACCAGAGUUGACUACCUUAGACUCUUUUGGUAAAACCGCAAGGAUAGGGAAUGUGUUGGAAAAUAACAGUAUCUCUCAGAAAAUCAAGGUGGAGGAAUUGGACAUAGUGAGGAUCAUCAAGCCAGUGAGGUUUUCUUCAUCUAUAACAAACAAUGUACAAGACGCGUUGGUGACCUUUUCCGCGUUGAGGUCUGAUGAGAAGAAAGUAACCGUAGACAAUAGAUUUCUCAAGGCUCACAAUCCUCUUCUACUGAUUGAGUUCUACGAGCAACAUCUCAAGUACAAUCCUGAAAGAUAAGAAUUUGUUUGUACACAUAAAUUUCUAGGUAGAAAAAAGAUAAUAUGAGCAACGUGUAGAGUCUAGGUAGUGACUAGUUGUUAUCUUAUCUCUUCUGGUUCGUUAUUUCCACUGUCUAUCAAGUAAAUAUUUUCACUUAGACUUGUAUGUUUCUUGAGCUGAGAUUUUUGUUAUUGCAUGUUCAAAGAUCAAUAUAUAUAUAUAUGGAUCAGUA